Molecule: messenger RNA, 4750 nt
Organism: Populus nigra (black poplar)
Lineage: Eukaryota; Viridiplantae; Streptophyta; Magnoliopsida; Malpighiales; Salicaceae
Product: histone-lysine N-methyltransferase ATXR7-like
Exons: 19
Coding region: 392-4249 (1285 amino acids)
Cellular component (GO): Set1C/COMPASS complex
Molecular function (GO): protein binding; histone H3K4 methyltransferase activity
Source: RefSeq, a predicted model, not a curated record
GAAAUAUAAAUACGGAAGUUGGAGCUGGACUGAUGCAAAGUUUCUGAUAAUAAAGAAAAAAUAAGUAAAUAAAAGGCUGGCUGCUGUUGCUAAAGCCUAAAGCCUAAAGCCUAAAGCCGGCGUGUGUGAUUGAGAAGACCCUCUUUAUCACCCGGUCGCUUAACCCUAAUCGCCUUGGAGCCACGGCAGCACCACCCGUAAACCUCACGCCGGCUUAAGCUUAAUUAGGUUAUUUAUCUUCGUGUGUCGACGAUUCUUUCGGUCAUUAUUAGAUUACGUUAAGAGAUGAUUUUGUUUUUCACGAAGAUCAAGAAUUACGAUCGUCAGAGCACACAAUACUUUUCGUUUUCUUUCGGUCGUUCUCCAUGCGAGGGGAGGUCAACGGAGAACUAUGGUUUCCUCAACACCCCGCUUUCAGGAAGAAGAUGAUUAUUUUUCUUUCUCCUCUAGAAAGAGGUUGAAGAUUUCAGAUUUUCAGCGCCAAGAACAACAAGAUGCAUAUAUCUCCACUGGUAACUGUGAUGACCACACAUUCACGGUGAUGAGUAGUGCAGAAGAAUGCUCAUUCGAUGGUUCUAGUUCCAUACCAGAGAUGAGUUGCAAGUCCAAUGGAAAUAGUGAAGGUAUGCCUAAUACUGGCGGAGCUUCAUACGGGGGAGAGAAUUGUUCUGGCCACUCACCACCUGCUUUUGUUAGUGGAUGGAUGUACCUUAAUGAAAAUGGACAAAUGUGUGGCCCUUACAUACAGCAACAGCUUUACGAGGGAUUAUCUACUGGUUUCCUGCCUGAGGAUCUUCCUGUGUAUCCCAUUGCAAAUGGGAUAUUGAUCAAUCCCGUUCCUCUCAACUACUUCAAGCAGUUUCCUGAUCAUGUUUCCACUGGUUUUACAUAUCUUUGUUUGGGUACUUCAGGCACAACUAUGCCUGCAAAUCACCCUACAGAUUUGGCAGCACAUAGGCAAGAAGGCGUUCAGUAUGCUGCUCCAGUCUCUGCUCAUCCAGAUAUAGAAUCCAUAUCUGAUUCCCGUGUUCGUAACCAUACUUACAGCUCCAACCAACCGAUCUCCAACUCUGAAGCAGCCGACUAUGUCACACCAGUUUCACUUGUGUCAGGUGAAGAUUCCUGUUGGCUAUUCAAGGACGAUGAUGGGAGGAAGCAUGGGCCACAUUCUCUUCUGGAGCUUUAUUCUUGGUAUCAGUACGGGUAUCUUAAAGAUUCAUUAAUGAUAUAUCAUGCUCAGAAUAAGUUUAGACCCCUUCCUCUGCUAUCUAUUAUGAAUGCUUGGAGAUUGGAUAAACCUGAAUCUUUCUCCAUGACCGAUGCCACCACUGAAACUGGCUCAUCUCAAAGUUUCAUAUCUGUAAUAUCUGAAGAAGUUUCCAGUCAAUUGCACUCCGGAAUAUUGAAAGCUGCUCGUAGAUUUGCAUUAGAUGAGAUAAUCUGCAAUGUCAUUUCAGAGUUUGUUCGCACAAAGAGAGCAGAGAGAUAUCUUAUGCUUGAUAAUCAGGCUGCCAAAACUUGUUCUGUGGACGGUAAAAUGUCUCAAUCUGCCAGUGAGAGGAUGAUUUUUUCUACUCCUGAGUGUGAUGCUGCUGCUUGCAAUUAUAUCUCUGAUCAGACAUGUGCUGAUGAGUUGUCCGUGCAAUUACCCAGAAGUACAAAAUCUGUUGGAAAUGCUGAUGAUUUCUGGGGGUCUUACGCUGUUAUUUGUAGAUGUCUUUCUGAUUAUUGCAUGGAAGUCAUGUGGAAUGCUGUCUUUUAUGAUACCAUAGCAGAGUAUACAAUUUCCUGGAGAAAGAGCAAACUUUGGUUCCAUCAUCCAUAUUUGUGCAUGAAGAUUGAAGAAUUACCCAGUGAAACUUAUUUUUCUGGCCAAGAAUCUCCUGCUAGCAGUGUCGACUGCCCUCCUGGUUUUGAGCUUCUCAAAACUAAAUCAGAUCAUACUGUGCCAUCAUCUAUUACAUCUUCAUGUGCACAUGUGGGGCAGGAGCCUUGCGAACAGAAUAGCCUAUCGUUUAAAGAUUGUCCAGAUGAUGACAUGAAAUGCAUCUUAGAAAGCGUAGCAUAUGAGCUGCAUAAGUCCACAAAGGUGUCUUUGUUAGAGUAUGUUGAAAUUCUUGUGAAAGAGAAAGUGAAGAAAUUAGUUAAUUUUUCAGAGGAUAAGAGAUUAAAUGAGGAAAUUGUUGACUUUUCUAUUCCAUCCAGCCAGGCAAGUGAGUAUGGUUCUAUAAAAAUGAAAGAUGAGAAGAUGAUUGAUUCAAACCAAAUUCCUGCUGAGAUAAUGUUUUCCAGUAACCCUCAGAGCUCACUACAAGUGCAAAAAUCUUUUUUUCCAUUUCAAUCUGAGAAUGAAAUAUCCAAUUUUCUGGCAAUUGCUUUUAAAAGAUUACGUCCAUCUGUUGUCAAUGCAAUUGAUGAUGAAAACAUUGACGGGUCACCACCACCUGGAUUCAAAGAUACUGCUCUAUUCCCUUCCGCUAUAAAUAAAUUCCGACCUUCAAAAUCACUCGAAUUGACUCCCAAGGUUGGGGCCUAUGUCACCAUUGCAAUGUGCAUGCAGAAGCUGCAUGAUGAUGUACUUAGUGUCUGGAAAUCGAUCUUUGUCGAUGAAAUUCUUCAUCAAUCUCCUAGAUUAUGCUGCUCUUCAGAAAAGCAUACUGAACCUGGUAUCAAUGAGGAAGGAGCAUUCAAAUUCACAGAGGGGUCGAACAAAUUUCACAGCCUAGAUUCUUCAGUACUGUCAUUGGUUUCAGGUAAAUACACGUAUCAUCGGAAGAGAAAGUUGGUGGGAAAGAAGUUGGGCUCAUCUUCUCAUUCUACUACUACAGUUGAUUCUGGAUUACUGAAACAGCCUGUGGAGAAGUCAAGAAAGCAGGAUGUUCUUAGCGAUGUUUCUGAGAAUGUAGUGUUUCAACCUGUAAAGACUCCUAAGAAGAAGGGCCAGGCUUCAUCUGUUGAUGCUAAGCCUUUGAAAGCCACUAUUGCUGAAUCAUCUCUUAAUGUUGGGCCUUCAAAAGCCACUGUCAAAAGCACCUUAAAAAGGGAUCAAUCAUUGCCCAAAAAUAUUAGUCGUCGGAAAGUAAUGAAGAUUGCACAAGCAGUUAAUGAUGAUAAAGAUGCCAAAGAUUCGAUAAAGACUUCUAGGGAUAUGGUUGGGCUUAUUGAUUGCAAUGGCCGUGAUGCUGGAAUUAAGAAAUCAGGGGCUACUGAAUGUUCUAAGAAGACUCUAAACUCAACAAAGGUGUCAAAUUCAAAAAGGAAAAGCACAGUAUAUGGUGGAUCUGUGUCACACCCAAUGAAGAUUCUUAAAGUAGAAAAUGAUGCUAACAAGCAAGCAGCAACUGGACAGGUUAUGGCACGGAAGACAAAGUCUGAUCAUGUUUUCUUAUGUACAGCAACCAAGGUGUCAAAGUUGAAAAGGAAAAGCACAGUAAAUGGUGGAUCUGUGUCACAUCCUAUGAAGAUUCUUAAAGUAGAAAAUGGUGCUAAUAAGCAAACAGCAACUGGACAGUUUACAGCACGGAAGACAAAGUCCAGUAAAUCCAGGAUGUUAAUUCCCUGCCCUAGAUCUGAUGGUUGUGCACGAUCUUCAAUUAAUGGUUGGGAAUGGCAUGCAUGGUCAGUUAAAGCUAGUCCUGCUGAAAGAGCUCAUGUUAGGGGAGUGCGGUGCAUUCAUGCCAAGUAUUCAGGUUCAGAGGCAUAUGCAUCUCAGCUGUCAAAUGGCAAGGUCCUUUCUGCAAGGACUAACAGGGUGAAGCUUCGCAAUCUUCUUGCUGCUGCAGAAGGUGUUGACCUUUUGAAAGCAACACAGUUGAAGGCAAGAAAAAAGCGUUUAUGUUUCCAGCGAAGCAAGAUACAUGACUGGGGUCUUGUUGCUCUAGAGUCAAUUGAGGCUGAGGACUUUGUAAUUGAAUAUGUCGGCGAACUGAUUCGUCCACAAAUAUCUGAUAUACGUGAAAGACUUUAUGAGAAGAUGGGAAUUGGCAGCAGUUAUCUUUUUAGACUUGAUGAUGGUUACGUGGUUGAUGCCACAAAACGUGGUGGGAUUGCAAGAUUUAUAAACCAUUCUUGCGAGCCGAACUGCUACACCAAGGUUAUAAGCGUUGAAGGUCAGAAAAAAAUUUUCAUUUAUGCAAAACGUUAUAUAGCUGCUGGUGAAGAAAUUACUUACAAUUACAAAUUUCCUCUGGAGGAUAAAAAGAUACCUUGCAACUGUGGUUCUAGGAAGUGUCGUGGAUCAUUGAAUUAGGAAGUAUUCUGAGAUGCCAAUUAUGGCUGUAUUUUAGAGUUGUCUCUCACCUUGUAUGGUUGACAGGAUCAGAAUAUAGUUUGAUGCGUUUGGAAGAGCUGGGUUUGUUCAUAAACUGCUGCUUGAAAGAUUUGUUUGGUGUUCUGAUGAGAUGGGUGCAGACCAGCAGCAGUGAACAUUGGCACGGUUUAUCUUCAAUUGCUGUGAAUCUAGGCAUUGAUAAAAGCUGGACGAUGUGAUUGUGAUGAUCAUUCUAUGUUGAAUUUUCCCCCUACUCUUCGAAGAUGAAUUAAUGACCUGUGCAUUCUUGUAGAUCUCUCUCUGCUGCAGAUGAGUUUCUCCUCUUAGAAACUCCAAAUCAAUUUAUUGUUUUUGCACAUAACAUUUUUGGAGUAUUGAUUUGUGUUGUACAGACAUGCAUUAUUUCCUUAUUUAUUCAGUACAGGGAAAAACUAAUAUAUGUGAUGAAACUUAUUAAUAAAUUUAGUUUUUGAUUCUGUU